Messenger RNA from Exophiala xenobiotica, 2195 nucleotides. RefSeq lists its product as uncharacterized. The record is from RefSeq and is a predicted model, not a curated record. The coding region runs from base 161 to 1981 and encodes 606 amino acids. Lineage: Eukaryota; Fungi; Ascomycota; Eurotiomycetes; Chaetothyriales; Herpotrichiellaceae. The transcript has 2 exons. Gene Ontology annotation, biological process: SCF-dependent proteasomal ubiquitin-dependent protein catabolic process. Gene Ontology annotation, cellular component: SCF ubiquitin ligase complex.
CCUCGACGAAAGAGAGUGACUGCCUGCAACGUCUUCAUUCACGGCUAACGUUCCUUUGCUGCUUGUGACUUUGUCUUCUGUGCUCGAUCCGUCUUACAACAACCUCCUGGCAGUGCUCAGAAGAUCUUGACUCGGUUCGCCACCCAUAAUAGCAUCUACAAUGGCGAAUCGACGGGCUGCCGCCGCCAAUCGCAUCCGUGGGCCUCAAUCAGCGCUCACGGACUUCCUCGCCUCCCACAACAUCUCCGCUCAGCAGAUCCACCAAGACUACCAACGCCGUGUAGAAGAGGCAGAACGUCAAGCACAGGCGGCCGCGCAGGGUGCAGACAACGACAAAGAGAACGAGGAUGAAUAUGAAGAUGCCGAGGAUGAUCCAGUCGAGCGGCAGAAAAGAAAGAGAAAGGAAGAAAAGGCCCUACUGAAGAUCAAGCAGAGCAAGGAGUUCAAGCGCCGCAAGCACGAACAAGGCAGUGACUACGAGCAAGAUGCCGAUGAGCUUGCACGUAGCAUGCUUGCCAAAUCAAAGCCUCUUCCAGGCCAGCUCGACAAUUGCGAGAUUUGCGAGAAGAGGUUCACCGUGACACCCUACAGCGGGACUGGCCCUGACGGCGGUCUCCUCUGUACGAAGUGUACCAAAGAGCUGAAGGAUGAAGAGAAAAAGGAGGCCAAAGCUAGAAAAAAGAAAACUGCUGCUCCUCGUGGACGACGCCGACAGACUGAGAGUGACCGAAUGAUGGGUAAUGUCAAGCCUGGUGCGAAAAGCCUCGUGGAAAUCUGUGUUCGGCGUGUCGCCAAUGUCGUUCAUGACAUUGACGAAUUCGGCGAUAUGCCACAAAACCUCCUUGACCGACUGAGUCAGAUUCUCUCCAAGCAGAGAGUAGUUACGCCUCGAGUUUUUGAGCUGUUCCUACGUCAAGAUGUUGACCGGAUCAAUGUUUACGACUGUGGGAAGCUAGAGAAAGAAGACUUUCAGAAGAUGUUUGCCUACAUGCCCAACCUCAAGAUUGUCAAUCUACGAUUUGCUGGCCAAAUGAAGGACGAUGUUGUACUCUACAUGGCUGACAAGUGCAAGAAGAUCCGUCAUCUCCAACUCGGCGCUACCAAUCUGGUCUCUGACAGUGUCUGGGUACAGCUGUUUCGCUCACUUGGGCCUCAACUGGAGAGCUUGAAAUUGUCAGAACUCAAUGAUUCCAUGGGAGAUGACACUGUCAAAGAACUGGUGAAAAAUUGCCAGACACUGAGACGUCUCAAGCUCAGAUCAUGUUCACACAUGAGCCCCGAUUCACUCGAAGCGUUGUGCAAUCUCAGCAAGCUCGAGCACUUGACUCUGGCUGUCGCCCAGGACGCCCCAGCUGAUACGCUGGUCAAGUUAGUCUCGUCCCUCGGUCCCAAUCUUCGAACACUUUGCCUGGAAGACUUCAUCGAGCUCGACGAUACAGUCUUGGACGCGAUAAAGAACCACUGCCACAAAUUGAGCAAACUCCGCAUCCGGGGAAGCAGUCUGUGCUCUGAUGCUGCCUUCGCCGGUCUUUUUGACAACAAUUCCCCCUUCCCACCACUCGUCUACGCCGAUUUUGCCGAAAAUCGGGACAUUGACAACAUGAACCCCGAAGGCCCACAAGAUAAUCCGAUAGGCUUUGGCUCGUUAGCUCUGACGGCUCUGAUGAAUCACUCCGGCUCACGGCUCAAGAGUCUGGAUCUCAAGUCGUGCCGGCACAUUUCUCACAUGGCGUUGUUGGGUGCCUUCGAUGGUCUCAAGAAGUACCCGGCUAUCACAGACAUGGACCUUUCGUUCGUGACGCAGGUGGACGAGGUGGUCUUGGUGGGCAUCUUCAAGAGUUGUCCGGCUCUAGCAAAAUUGGUGGUCUUUGCUUGCUUCAAUGCCAGACGAGCGGUCAUUCCAACUGGUAUUGCUGUCAUUGGCUUGCCGAACGCGCAAGAUAAUAUCGUACGGGAGGGUGAUGUGCAGAUGGAGUUGUAGAUGGAACGACUUGUGCAGUUCUGGCUCAUGAGGUCUUCAAAGGCCAUGUGGAUAAGUCGAGACCUGGAUUAUAUUAUGAGGAGUGGGCAAGCGAGGAUCCCAGUUGCAAUGAUGGAGAUGUCGAUAUGCAUUACAUGAGAAGCAUGCGUUUAAAAGUGUCGUUGCCAUCAAGGUGGCUUUAUCCGGGCUACAGAUACUCUGAAAUACACAUGCC